This is a messenger RNA of Mytilinidion resinicola, 1644 nucleotides long. RefSeq lists its product as uncharacterized. NCBI's taxonomy places the organism in Eukaryota, Fungi, Ascomycota, Dothideomycetes, Mytilinidiales, Mytilinidiaceae. The record is from RefSeq and is a predicted model, not a curated record. The coding region runs from base 211 to 1323 and encodes 370 amino acids. The transcript is spliced from 3 exons.
CAUCGACAAUUCAAAGCCAACGUGUGAUAGACAACAAGAUUAGAAUUCUAAGGACACCCUCUGCAAGCGCCAAGUGUUCCCGCGCCACUAAAUGGCAUAUUUCCUUUCUGUCCACCCACAAUUUCUCACGACUUUUCUUGUGCCAUCUAUCAAACCGCCACGGAGGCAACAUCCCAACGGUUUUCCGCUCUUCGUACUGCCCGUCGAACAAUGUCCAAUUUGAAUGAAGGAACGAAUCCAGAACUGCAAGCCUGCAUUCAUUGCCGUUGCCCAACUGCGAAAAGGUGCACCGGAUGUUUAGGAGCACCAGAUUAUGACGACAAACCCUCGGUGUCCACGUUCUACUGUAGCUUCGCGUGUCAAAAGGCAGAUUGGCCUGGGCACAGAACAGAAUGCCGGAAACUGCAAGCCCGAAAAUCGUUGAGCAGAGCGGCAUCAUUACUUCAGGAUAUCGUCUACAAGAUCAGAGUGCAGACAACAACACUCGAAAUCAAAUCAGCACAUGUGGAAGGCAUGACAGUCUAUCUGAACGGACCUCUACCCAACCCACUGUGUACUCAGCAGAUGACGCCCUUUCCUACUCACUUGUUCAAAGAUCAAGCCAUACUCAAGUCUGCUUUAGUGUACACAGCAUGCAUGGAGGCUAUGGUGUUUCUCUACAGUUUUACCAAGGAGCUGCUGCGAGAUAUUUGCUCGGAGAUAAAAGAAAUCACCGUUAGCGUGAUCAAACACGGAUUGCGAAUCUGCUUUGGCCCCGCCCACGGCCUAAAGGUCAACAUGCCGCAGUCCAUGUACCAUAAUGUGUAUAAAGUUGUACUGAAACAGGGCGAGGUUUGGGCCAUAGACCCCACUGGAGCGCAAUUUGGUUACUACGAGCCUUUGUGCUCUUGGAAAAGUUUCCAGCAGAGAAUAAGCACGGUUGACAGAGCGAAUGAGCUUGGUUACAUUCGCCACAAAGUCUUCUAUAAUUCCGCAAAGUAUCCUGUCAAAUUCAUGGUCUCCAAGCAAGCUGAGAAGGAAGAGUUGGUCAAAACACUAGAGGACUGGCUCUCCGUGUGGGUAACACUGCACGGCGGAAAAUUCAACGCUAUACUGCAAGGGACAGAGGCAACUUUCGAGUCAACCAAGAAUGAGUUUCUAAAGCAGCUGAGCGCCCAUGUCAAAAAGUCGCUGGCCAGAAUGUAUAUGCCCGCCGAGAUCGCGAAACGGACGGAAGAGGUUGAGGCGCGGAUCGCCCAGAAUCAAGCAGAUCCUAUCAGCCGAAACGAGUUCGAAGGAUUCCGCAAAUUCCUUGUGUCUGCAAUGGGCAACCCAUCUCUAUAAAGUGGACCGCAACGAGGUUUGCUUGCGAGACAUGAAAUGGUGAGAAGUCGAGGCAGAUACAGAGUGCGUGGCGUUGAACAAUACUUAUCAAUGCCAGUGAUCGCACGAAGUUAAGACUAGAUAUUUAUCUAUAAAAAGCGACGGUAAGCGGCGCGCGUGGCUAUAGAAAUCAGGUUGUGAUGGAGGCACGAGUAGGAGAGGUACGAGAGGCAGAUGGCAACAACGAAUGGCCCGCCCGGCUGUGACUGCCCAAAGAUGUUUCCAGAAAAAUUCCGCAUUUUAGGCAUAGCGUAAAAUACAAUACAGUAUCUAAUACCGCGC